AAUCAGACCUUAUUGAUUGAAGAGUAUGUUCCUCGUUGCCAGUCUCAGAUAGGCAUACUGCCAUUCAGCUUCCCUGCGUGUCCUCUUUCAACUGCCGUUGUUGGGCCACAUCUGUGCUUGUAUUGGGCGCCCCACAGCGCAAUAAACAAUCAACCGGCUUGCCAGAUUCAUUUCCGACAUAGGAAGGGUUUCUUGUCGGACCAGGCGCUAACCCAGCUCGCAGCGCUCCCUCUUGCUAGCUAAGCAAAAUGUUAAAGAUGUUCAAGAAGCCAGAUGUGAAGGAGCAAGUACGGGAAUCGCAGCGUGAGCUACGAAAAGGGACAAGAGACGUGGACCGGGAGGUGCUAGCUCUCCGGCGCGAGGAGGAAAAGCUGAUCCGCGAGAUCAAGGCCGCGGCCAAGACGGGCAACACCCCCGCCACCCGCGUGCUGGCCAAGAGCUUGGUGCGGCUGCGGGGCCAGGUCGCCAAGCUGCAGGGCAGCAGCGCGCAGCUCAAGGGCAUCAGCACCACCAUCACGACCGCUGCCGCCACCACCACGGUGGCCAAGGCGGUGGGCUCGGCCACCAAGACCAUGACGGCGAUGCAGGGUGUCAUGGACCCAGCCAAGAUCAACAAGACCAUGCAGGAGUUCGCGCGGGAGAACCAGCGCAUGGACAUGGCGCAGGAGAUGAUUGGGGACGCGGUGGACGGCGCGCUGGACACGGACGAGACGGAGGAGGAGACGAGCGAGCUGGUGGGGGCGGUGCUGGACGAGAUUGGGAUCGACCUGGCCACCAGCAUGCAGUCAGCACCACAACGGAAGCAGGCGGCCCGGGCGCCAGCGGCGGCGCAGCAGUCGGCGGAGGACGACGAGGCCGAUGAGCUCAUGGCGCGCCUCGCCAAUCUCAAGAGCUGAUGGGGAGUUCAUUGCGCUGGCAUGCAGUCUGUGCCAUGUCGGAAGGGCGACGGAGGGCGACGAGGCGAACGAGUCGCGGUGCGAUUAAGCUUGCGCUAUAGUAUUCGUUUACAUGACGUUUGACAAUCGCCUAUGCGGCGACAGAGCGCGUUAGGAGCAAUGGCAGGUGCGGUGGUUGGGGAUGGCAGCAGCCGAUCGGCGAAGGCCCUCGUAUACGGGCUAGUGCAAACCUUAAACGAAUGAAACUGAUGCAUUGUAUUGCUAAGAACGCUGAACUGGUGAAAUGGAGUUCGUUUGGGGGCCAGGUCGUUAAGACGCGAACUUCUCCCCACCGCGAGGGAAACCUGCACAGUGCCGGGUAUGCAAGUACUUCAUGUAAUACUUGCUACAU
This is a messenger RNA of Chlamydomonas reinhardtii, 1287 nucleotides long. RefSeq lists its product as uncharacterized. Gene Ontology annotation, biological process: protein transport; endosome transport via multivesicular body sorting pathway; late endosome to vacuole transport. Gene Ontology annotation, cellular component: ESCRT III complex; multivesicular body. Lineage: Eukaryota; Viridiplantae; Chlorophyta; Chlorophyceae; Chlamydomonadales; Chlamydomonadaceae. The transcript is spliced from 10 exons. The record is from RefSeq and is a predicted model, not a curated record. Bases 258 to 896 code for a protein of 212 amino acids.